Exophiala dermatitidis NIH/UT8656 is the source of this 921-nucleotide messenger RNA. RefSeq lists its product as uncharacterized. The record is from RefSeq and is a predicted model, not a curated record. The transcript has a single exon. Gene Ontology annotation, cellular component: cytoplasm; mitochondrion. NCBI's taxonomy places the organism in Eukaryota, Fungi, Ascomycota, Eurotiomycetes, Chaetothyriales, Herpotrichiellaceae. Bases 1 to 921 code for a protein of 306 amino acids.
AUGCCAUGGCCCAAUCCGUGGUCCUCGUCGACAAAGGAUGAGCCCGAGAUCAAGUACAACGAGCGCCCAAAGGCCACUGGAAGCCUGGAAUCAUCGACCACAAUAACCGCGGAGGACUCUACUUCUGUACAGCAUGCACCCCAUGGGCCAACUUCCUCGAAGCUGUGGACUUUUGCUGAGCCGCAGACCAUCGCUGCUGCUGCCGUGUUGACUGCUGCUUCGCUUGGCUGUUUCAAGUUCUACAAGGCCUACCUCAAGAGAAUUCCUCAAGCAACCAACAUCAACCCCGGCUUCUUUCGUCGCAGGAGCAUCGUAGGAACAGUUACGAGCGUAGGAGAUGGGGAUAACUUUCGGAUUUAUCACACUCCUGGUGGUCGACUUGCGGGCUGGGGAUGGUUUCCUGGUCGACGGGUUCCCACAGAUAAGAAGCAGCUGAAGGGUCAGACCGUAAGUGAACGAGAGCAAGUACUUUGGAGGAUUACGUUGACGUCUUUCAAGAUUCAUGUCCGUCUUGCCGGUAUUGACGCACCGGAGCUCGCACAUUUCGGUCGACCUUCGCAGCCUUACGCGCAGGAGGCCCUCAAUUGGCUUACGGCUUACAUCCUGGGUAAGCGAGUGAGGACGUAUGUUUACAAGAUAGAUCAGUACAGCAGGGUCGUUGGGACAGCCUAUGUGUGGAAGGGACUCCUUCGGCGGGACGUGGGCCUCCAAAUGUUACGGGCUGGGCUGGCCACCGUGUACGAAGCCAAAACAGGCGCCGAGUUCGGCAAAGGCUUGGAGAAGAAAUACCGAAAGGCUGAAUGGUGGGCAAAGACAAAGAGGAAGGGCAUGUGGGCUGCAAGUAAGAAAGACUACGAGAGUCCUCGAGCAUACAAGACCCGGUAUGGAAUGGGGGCACCGCAAGAAGAAUCCAAGCAAUGA